CAAUGGUAGAUGAGCACGUAGGAUCAGAACAAGGCUCAGAGCAUAUGAAAUUGAAAUUAUUAUCUACACUUUAACGCAUACGAUAGUACUUGAACUACCCUACAUAUGUUGUCUUCCCCUUAAAGGUUUAGUCAUUGGUACCAUUCUAUCAGGUAUCAUUGGUGUUGGAAAUUCAGCUGUUGUAAUUGGACUUUGGCCAGCUCAUUUUGUUUGGACGUACUUGUGUGUGGCAAAGAGCAAAAGGCUUGGAUGUGUUCUAAAGAGUACAGUUCUGGUGUUAUUGCCACUACCUUUGAUUCUUUGGCCAAUCAUGGCGGUUCUUGGAAGCCUUUUUGGUGGCUUAGGCUAUGGAUUCUUUGUUCCCUUAGUAGCAACAUUCAAGGCCAUUAACGAGGGAGUCACUCACAAAAUCUAUCAUUGCUUUGUUGAUGGUACGGUGUCUACUAUCAAAGAGGGCCUCACUAUAGUAAUGGAUUUUACAGACUUUUGCUUCCACUCAUACUUCUCCUACAUGGAUGAACUUUGUGAGGAAGUGUAUCUCGAUGAGAGACUCAUGGACGUAAAGUUGUCAAACUUGCCUACUAGUCUUCUGGUUUCUGUGCUUGCUAUUAUUGUGGAUGUGCCCCUCAUUACUGCUGUUGCUAUUUGGAAGAGCCCAUGCGUGUGGUUUAGGGGUUGGAAACGUAUGUUAGAGGACUUGGUUGGAAGAGAAGGCCCAUUCUUGGAGACUGCAUGUGUCCCUUUUGCAGCUCUUGCAGUCCUUUUAUGGCCUCUAGUGGUAGCGGGAUUUGUUGUAGCAUCCUUCGUUUCGAGCUUUUUUCUUGCAAUGUAUAGCGGGGUUGUUGUUCAUCAGGAAGACUCAUUUCGGUUCGGACUCACAUACAUUGUGGCAGCAGUUUCAUUGUUUGAUGAGUACACUAACGACUUACUUGGCCUGAGAGAGGGAUCGUGUUUCAUCAGGCCUAGAUACCGCAGAGACACAAGUUCUUCUAGUGAAGAUAAACUCGAAAACAACUCAAUUGAUCAUCGCAAUGAAAGGGAAGAAUCACGAAGUCCGAGUAUGGGGUCCACACAACCGAGGCAAGCUAAGCAGAAAUAUACACCAAUGCAGGUGUGGGGAUGGCUUUUUAAAUCGUGUGAGGUGAAUGGAAGAACACUACUCCGUGAAGGUCUAAUAGCUAUCGAAGAUAUUGUGGACGGCAUUGUGAAGGGAAAUUCGAAAAACCUAGAUGUCAAACUUCCUGCUUUCUCCAUCUUACAGUGUCUUCUUGAAUCAGCAAAGUCCUAUUCGGUUGGCUUGGUCAUUUUUGAUGGAGUGGAGUUAACAAAGACUAGUUGCCCGCAAGACAUAAUAUUUGAGUGGUUUGUUGGACCACUUUUAGUCAUGAAGGAGCAAAUGAAGAUACUUCAACUUGGAGAUGAAGAGGAAGUUUGCCUAAGGAAGCUGAUAAUGUGUUGCCAAAUCGGCAGGUCCACUGAAUCGGACGAUAUUGGAUUCUUAUCCAAUGACAAUGUUAGAAGAGCGCAAUUACUAGCGAUAAUGAGGAGGUUGCAGGGGAUUGGUAAAUCAAUAUCACGUAUGCCUACAUAUCGGAGG
Messenger RNA from Cuscuta epithymum, 1597 nucleotides. The record is from the annotation of a GenBank genome assembly. Lineage: Eukaryota; Viridiplantae; Streptophyta; Magnoliopsida; Solanales; Convolvulaceae.